Molecule: messenger RNA, 717 nt
Organism: Guillardia theta CCMP2712
Lineage: Eukaryota; Cryptophyceae; Pyrenomonadales; Geminigeraceae
Exons: 2
Biological process (GO): positive regulation of kinase activity; protein phosphorylation; multicellular organism development
Cellular component (GO): signaling receptor complex
Molecular function (GO): ATP binding; transmembrane receptor protein tyrosine kinase activity
Source: RefSeq, a predicted model, not a curated record
AUUGGUUCAGGUUCCUUCAAGCUGGUCUACAAGGCUUCAUGGAAGCACACUAAGGGUAACAAUACUGCCGUGGCCAUUCUGCGAAUCCCAGACAGCGCGUCAUCGGGAAAGAAAGAAGAUUUCGAACAGGAGUUGAAGAUUUUGAUUCACCUUGGCAAUCAUCCAAACCUUCUCCGUCUUUACGGCAUUACCUUGGAACCAGCUUCUAAGGACUACUGCCUGGUCACGGCCUUUGCUCCCGAGGGAUCUUUGGACAAUGUGUUGAUGAAUCUUGCCGAGAAGAAUCAAGAGAUGAGUCUCUUGGCCCAGCUGUGCGCUGCAUCUCAAAUUUGUGACGGGAUGCUGCAGCUGUCGUUGAACGGAGUUGUGCACAGAGAUCUUGCUGCGAGAAACGUUUGCAUAGCAGACUACGGGCUUGCUAUGAUUGCCAUCAGAGGAUACGGACAGAGCCGUGGAGAAACUAUCAACACCACCAACUCCACUGCCAGACCCAUUCGUUGGAUGGCGCCUGAAAGUAUUAGGAGACGACAGUACUCGGAAAAGAGCGACGUGUGGGCCUUCGGUGUGACUAUGUGGGAGAUCUGGAGCUACGGAGAGCUUCCGUUUUCGACAGAGGUUGAUGAUGCUUCUGUGGGUUCGCAGGUGCUGCAAGGAAAACGACUGCCGCAGCCCCCAGCAUGCCCACCUGUUGUUUACAAGAUCAUGAAAGAUUGCUGG